Molecule: messenger RNA, 3474 nt
Organism: Colletotrichum karsti
Lineage: Eukaryota; Fungi; Ascomycota; Sordariomycetes; Glomerellales; Glomerellaceae
Exons: 7
Coding region: 1-3474 (1157 amino acids)
Molecular function (GO): protein binding
Source: RefSeq, a predicted model, not a curated record
AUGACGGCACAAACGGAAGAUCUCUGGGAGCAGGCAUUGAGGAAGCUUCCACAGGAGGACCAGGACAGGGUCAAGGAGGCAAAACUCACAGGCAGUAGGCUGCUGACCUUGAAUCUCAUACGCGAGUCCGCUGAAAAAGCAAAGCAGCAAUGCAAAGAAGAGGGUUGGACAAUUCGCCGGACUUCCAGCGGCAGGGAGAUCAAGUUGCGUUCUCUCCUGGAAAAGAUCUCGUCUUGGGUCUCGGAGCUUGUCAAAAUCGUUGACGUGGGUGUUGCAUUCGAUGGCAGUGGUCAUGCAGCCGCCCCCUGGGGAGCCGUCAAGUUUCUCAUUGAUGUCGCAACCUCGAGCAUCAACUUGUUCACCGACCUGGCAGAGGGCAUAGAGCUCACGUGUCAGCUGAUAGCACGUUACGCUGUGAUUGAAAGGCUCUACCUGCUCGACGACCUGGAGACAACGCCAAAGCUGAUGGAGCAUAUUGUCAAGCUAUACACAUCAGUGCUUUCAUACCUUGCGCAAGCCAAAAAGUACUUUACUGGUGGGACUUUGAAGCAAUUGGGUCAUGGCUUGGUUGAGUCGUUGACCAAACGAUACGAAGGCAUGCGAGCGAUGAUGUCCGAGACCGAAAUCGAACGUUGGCUCAAGCUUGCGGAUACUCAGUUGGGCACUGGGAAGACGAGUCUUGUGUCGCUCGUUCUACAACGACUUCAGGCGUACGGGAAUAGCUGUCCACUUGCCUUCUGUUACUGCUCCAGAGACGCAGAACGCGCCAGGCCAGACAAGAUUAUUGGUGCCCUGCUCAAGCAGCUCACAGGCUCUAGUUCGACAGAACCUGUUAGGAGGCCAGUUGCCAUCGAGUAUGGCAAAAGAAAAGCCGCUGCGGACAUGGAUGGCCAGCAACCCGAGCCAUUGAACGUGGAAGACUGCCAAAACCUGAUAAUUGAGCUUUGCAAAGACAAUCCCGCCUUCAUUGUCGUGGAUGCAUUGGACGAGUGUGAUGAGAACAUUGUUCACGAGCUUUUAGAAGCAUUGGACAUUAUUGCACACCAAUCCAAGCAGAUUGUAAAGAUUUUUCUGUCCAGCCGUGAGGAGUUGGAUAUUGCUCAGCACAUCCAGCAUUCGAAGUUCAUUAAAUCUUUGGUUGUCGCAGAAAAGAACCAGGAAGACAUCAACACGUUUGUUGAAGCAGAAGUCAAUCGUUUGACCAAGAGCAAGCGCCUUCUGCGCGGUAGUCUUACAAAACAUGAAAACAAAAAGUUACGGGAGGAGACCAUCGAAGAACUGAAGAAAGGCGCCUGCGGCAUGUUUCGCUGGGUUUCAAUGUCACUCGAAGCACUCCAGUCCUUCAAGCACCGACAUGAUUUCAAAAACGCACUGGGUAAUUUGCCUCCCAAGCUCUUCGAUCUCUAUGGCAUCAUUUACAAAGAGGUCAAAGAGUCGGGUGACUACGCCUCGAGCCUUGCCGUUACGACACUGACGCUUUUGUUGCAUGGGCGUCCGCUGUCCACUGACGAGCUCCUCGCCGCUGUCUCUGAGCAUCUCUUAGACGAUAAUCAGGCCGACCCAUUAUCACUGUCAUCUGGUUCCGAGGAUUCUGCCUAUUCAGUAUCUUCUCCCGAAGUUCUCGACAUAUGUCGCAAUUUUGUGGCUGUGGACGAAAAGGAGCAGAUCUUACGCUUCGCCCACCCGUCCGUCGCAAACUUCCUUGAGAAACAUACAGAUUAUUCUCCGGUAGCUUCCCAUUCGCGGCUUUUAAAAAGAUGUUUGAACGAGCUCACCACACCAACUCCGAUAACAGAGCACACGAACCAUCGGGGUCUAUUCUACGAGUACGCCGCUGAUUGCUGGCUGGUUCAUUAUGACAAAGUCCAUGCAGAGAAGUUGGGCGACACUCUCCAGGGCAAAUUGAAUGAUUUUCUGUUCCAAGGAACUGGCAUCGAACCAAGUCCAUCCUACAAGCUAUGGCUUGAGACGAGAGAUGGUUGUUUCAAACGACGAAUGUUUGACGAUGAGGCUGUGGAAUUCACUUACGUGACCACGCUAUCAAACGCAGUGGCACUGGCCGCCUCUUGCGGAUUCAAGUCAUUGAUGGAGGACACGAUGCAGCGUGAAGGCUUCAACCCAAACGAGCUAUAUGCAGGUUAUGAGACGCCUUUGCACCUUGCCGCCAGGAACUUGAAAGAAGACGUGUCGAUCGUCGAGCUACUCCUUAGUCGUGGGGCACUUCCUAAUACCAGAAACCUCAGCGGCGAAACUCCGUUGAUCAGCGCCACCCACAGAGGCUUCGAACAUAUUGUCAACCAUUUGCUGGCCAUUCCGGGCGUCGACGCAAACAUUGCGGACGAACAAGGACUCACCCCGCUCCACCACGCCUGUUCGAACUUCGGUCGCAAGAAGGAUGGGAGCCACGCUCGUAUUGCAAGGUCACUCCUGAAGAGGACCGAAGUCGACCCGACGUACAUGACAAACGACGGGAAGACUGCACUAUGUUUCGCCGCCAGUGAGGGACCCGCAUCUCUGGUUGCAGAAAUGCUGGAAAUGGAUGGCAUAGACGUCAACUCGCCAACGGCGUAUGACUCUACACCGCUCCACCAUGCAGUAGCCCACGCAGACCUCGACACAUUAAACGUCUUUCUUCGAAGAGCCGAGAUAAACCGAAACAGCAGAGACCACCUGGGGAGAACACCACUCUUUUGGGCAGUAGAAUGGAGAAGAGUCGACCAGGUAAAGCUGCUUGUCAAGGACGUAGCGGUCGAUCCAAACAUUCCGGAUAACGAUGGGGCGACGCCGGUUCACCGUGCUGUGCGAUGGUGUCACGUUGUGAUCAUUGGGAUUCUCUUGGGACGAGAUGAUGUCGACCCAAACAUCCAAGCUCAAGCAAUACGAGGAGACACUCCACUCAUGCAAUCGAUCAUUUACAAGGAUAAGUCAAUAGUAAGGCAGCUUCUAGACGAUGCCAGAGUCAAAGUUGACCUCCAGAACAACGAUGGCGAGACUGCGCUCCACAUCGCUGUAAAACUCUUCGACGAGUCGCUCGUCAAAACUUUACUCGACCACGGCGCCAAGGUUAAUAUCUCGGACAAGCAGGGUCGGACACCAAUCUUGUUAGCUGCAGGGGAUGCACACCUAGAGGCUCUGAGAGAGGAGCUGGAGACGGUAGAUGCCGACGUUCCUCUAGGUAAAGAGCUCCGCAUCGCCGUGAAACGGUCCAACAAGUGGCUCGUCAAAGUUCUGCUGGACCACGGCGCCAAGGUCGAUAUCCAGGACAACGACGGCCGGACACCAAUCUCAUUAGCUGCAGGCGAUGGGCACUUAGAGGCUGUCAAGGAGCUGGUAAGGAUGGAUUGUGUCGACAUUGAUCUAGCAGACAACAAUGGGUGGAAGCCAUUACACUGGGCACAGAAGAACGGACAUGACGAUGUGGUGUCACUGCUCAACAACAGGAAGCACAACUCAGGAGAAGCCUCUACCAGAUAG